This is a messenger RNA of Cynoglossus semilaevis (tongue sole), 4709 nucleotides long. It is a transcript of the gene col17a1a, whose product is annotated as collagen, type XVII, alpha 1a. The transcript is spliced from 54 exons. The record is from RefSeq and is a predicted model, not a curated record. Gene Ontology annotation, biological process: extracellular matrix organization. The coding region runs from base 144 to 4709 and encodes 1521 amino acids. Lineage: Eukaryota; Metazoa; Chordata; Actinopteri; Pleuronectiformes; Cynoglossidae. Gene Ontology annotation, molecular function: extracellular matrix structural constituent conferring tensile strength.
CUAAUACAUAAACCAGGUACAGAGUGUCCCUGCACCUGGACUUAAUGAUAUUGAGUGAAGAGGAGAAAAGUGAUGGUUUUCCAUUUCUGAGCGGGGCAUGAGGGAAGUUAUUCUUGCACAAAUGACAUAGGAGACCGCGUCCGAUGGAAAAGGUAACCACAGUCCGGACCGUCAGUUCUUCUGGUGGUGAAGGACAGAGAAGCUCAGCUGACAUUUUAAUAACUGCAAAUGGCUCAGGUGGAAGAGCUGCAUCAGGAGGCUCCAGCUCUGUGGGGGUCACAUCCAGAACCUCCAGUGGCUCAGGGACCAGCAAAGGUCAUGAAGGCUUCACCAUCACCACCGUAGGAGCCGCUGAAGGCGGGCUAGGCUUCAGAGCCUCCUCCAGCAGGUCCUCCAGUGUCGGCAGAGAGAGCAAAAGUGCCGGUGUUUCAACCGUCACAAAGAGCAGCUACAGCUCAGGGGGAUCAGCAGAACCAAAGAGAGGAUCCUUGUCUCCUUCUAAAGACAAGAAGAGCAUAAGUACCAUGGCAGCUGCUCUCACUGAUGUGUUUGACGAAAGUUCAAGCACAAACUCAUCUCCCGAGUACAACAGGAAGGACUACAGCACAUCAACUGCAACUACAACUUCUGCCACCAGAGGGAGAUCACACAGCAGAGAGAGUGAGAUCAGAGCCCGACUUCAGAGUGCCUCACCCACAACAACAAGAUGGACAGAGCUGGACGACGUAAAGCGUCUGCUCAGAGGGAACCAGUCCAACAGCACCAGCCCCACACAGUCUCCCAACAACACACUGCCCAUCCCCAGGAAGGCCAGCGUGGAGGCCAGGAGCAUGUCUGAGAACUCCAGCAACGCAGACCACUAUGGCAGCAUCUGGUCUGGAGGAGUGACCAAUAGCUACAGUUACAGCACCAACCCUAAUAAUGUGUCUACCAGCUCCACCCUCUACCAGUCAGGACCGCAGAACAACCUGACUCUCAGCUCUCCUUACGUCAGCAGCAGCAUCUCUGCCAGCAGCUCUGUUCCAGUGUAUGGCGUGCAGAAUAACCUGAUCAGCAGCAGCAGCGCCACCGUUUCCUCCCCCACAGGAGUCAACAGUCAGAUCGUGUAUGGUGUGCAGAAAAAUGUGUCUGGAACUGGAGCGACCACAACCUCAGUGAGGCCCAGCAGUCCAAGCACCGAUGAAGCUUCAGGCAAAGACUUCAAGUUUGUGAUGAUCGAGAAGGACAACGCUCCGGUCAAGAAGGAGACCGAGAGGCUGGUCACGACCAAAGACACUGGGAAGCAAUUCAUGUCUGCUGCCCCUGCUGUGACCUACUCUGAGGACUCACUGAAGAGGGAGAAACAGAAGCUGUCCUCCAGCACGGUGGAUGAAGGAGCAGACGUUCAAUCUUCCUAUCUGAAGGCAGCAACAAAGGACAAAGCCACGUACGCAGAGAUCCAGAAGGACAGGUCCGGCUUUGGUUUCUGCUCCUGCUGCAGCUGGUGGAAGUGGCUGCUGGGCCUCCUGCUGGGCCUCCUCCUCCUCCUCGGUCUCCUCUUUGGGCUGAUCGCCCUAGGUGAAGAAGUGAAAAGGCUUAAGAACCGCGUCGAUGCUCUAGAGGCCGGUGCCGCCACAGCUUCAGCCACAUCCAGUCGUUUGUCUUCUGGAAUCAACAUCAUCGACCCGCUGGAUUCGUCCUACAUUGAGAAGAGUUCUGCUGGGUCCACUUUGACCCACUCUGACAACACCAUCAACCUGGGCUCUGCUGCAGCAGGAGGAGGUGGAGGGAGUGGACCCAGGCCGGACAGUGCUGCUCUGCAGAGAACCGUCCAGCAGCUCCUCAGAGCUGAACUCCGCUCAGAUACUUUCCGAGAUUCACUUGCACACAGUCUUAAAGGAGAGCGAGGAGAGCCAGGACCUAAAGGUGACCCUGGAGCAAUAGGACCAAAAGGUGACAGUGGAUUUCCUGGUCUACCUGGUCCUCCAGGUCAGAUGGGUCAUCCUGGACUGGAAGGAGGACGAGGGCCAAAGGGAAGUGCAGGAGACCACGGUCCUGAGGGGCCCCCAGGACAGAGGGGCCGUGAUGGGCAGAUUGGCCCUCGUGGAGAAGCUGGACUCCCUGGGUUUGGAGAGAAAGGAGAAAAAGGAUCUCCAGGGGAGCCUGGACGUUCAGGUUCUCCUGGUCUUGCUGGACCCAUUGGGCCAAAAGGUGAGAAAGGACAGAACGGCGCCUCAGGAAACCCGGGCACUCCUGGUCAAAAAGGUUACCAAGGUGAAGCAGGAGCUCCAGGAGCCAAAGGUGACAGAGGAAGUCCGGGCGUUUCGGGAACCAAAGGAGACCAGGGUGAGAGGGGACCACGUGGACUUGCAGGUGAACCUGGACCAGUUGGACUCACCGGGCCUGCAGGACCGAAAGGAUCAAAAGGAAUGUCAGGAGACACCGGAUCAAUGGGUCAGCCUGGUGUUAGAGGACCACCUGGACAUCCUGGAGAUACUGGUUCACCAGGCAUUCCAGGACUGCAAGGACCUCCAGGUGUUGCUGGAAAUCCUGGACAACCUGGAGCUAAAGGAGAACCUGGUCUACCUGGAAAAGUCAUCAGUACAGGUGGCUCUGACACUGUGGCAAUCCCUGGCGCUCCAGGGCCUGCUGGGGCCCCUGGACCUGCUGGAUCCCCAGGUUUGUCUGGUCCUAUCGGUCCUGCUGGUAUCCCAGGACAACCUGGUCCUAAAGGAGCACAAGGAGAGAAGGGAGAACAGGGAGAGAGAGGAGCACCAGGAAAGGCUGGUGAACCUGGUAUCAGCAUCUCAAGUUCUGAACCCGUCAGUGGGCCCAGAUCUGGUCUAGGUGGUUGGCCUGGUCCACCAGGACCUCCAGGUCCUCCUGGACCCCAGGGUCCUCAGGGGCCUUCUGGUGAAGGUAAACAAGGAUCUCCAGGUCGCAGAGGGCCUCCAGGAGAACCAGGUGUGGGCUUCCCUGGACCCCCGGGAGAGAAAGGGGAACCUGGCAGCUUUGUGCCUACGUCAGAAACCUUCUUUGCUGGACCACCUGGACCCCCAGGACCAAAGGGAGUCCAGGGUUUACCAGGUGACAGAGGACCCCGAGGUUAUCAAGGUGAACCAGGUCAACCAGGUCUUCCAGGAGAACCAGGUGUUGGUUUCCCAGGCCAGCCUGGAUCUCCAGGACCCCACGGUCCCCAAGGACACAAAGGUGAUCCAGGACGUCCCGGAGUUCCAGGUGUCCCAGGACCGCCCUCUAAUGGUGGUUCUCACGUUCCUGGUCCAAGUAGUAGGGACGAUGUGGGCCAGUACGUAGCUGAGUACCUGCAGAGUGGUCCAAUCAGGGAUUAUCUGGCUGGCCCUCCUGGGCCUCCUGGUCCUCCAGGAGCUCCAGGUUCUCCAGGAAACGGGGGGGUGGAUGAUGUGGCGAAUCGAGUCUUAGCUUACAUUCAAAGUUCAGGACGAGGCUACGAUGGAACUCCUGGACCCCCAGGUCCUCCAGGUCCUCCUGGUGCUGUCUCUGUCAAUGACAUCAUCAACCUGUUACAACGAGACGAUGUGAGGAGAUUUGUAGCUGGUCCCCCAGGUCCUCCUGGUCUACCUGGAACUCCAGGUUCUUCAGGAACUCCCAGAAGUGGAGAUCCAAGCCACUACUACAACCAGCACCCCCAGGACAUCGCUGAAAAAGUGCUCAGUCUCAUGAAUGAUAUGGGGGUGUUGAAUGUCCCUGGACCUCCUGGACCCCCCGGACCACCUGGUCUUCCUGGAAACUUGUUUACAACUGGAUAUCAAACUGCUCAGGGCCCUCAGGGGCCCCCCGGACCUCCAGGAUUGCCGGGUCCACAGGGACCACCUGGAAGAGCAGGACCUCAAGGCCCACCAGGAGAUUUGAACUACAUCAGCCCAGACAUUCGUGACUACAUCCAGAGUGUCUCCUUCAAAGGUAGCCUAGGCCAGGCUGAAGAAGAGUCGCUCGUAGCUAAACAACAAGAACAUUUCAUGCGUAAGUUUAAUUUAUCUGCUGUGGUAACCCCUUGUGAUUCUCAAACUGAAGAGCACGGGAUCCUGUGUGAUUCAGAAAAAGAGGUAACAAGAGACUCCAGUCGAGUUCUUCAAGGUCCUCCAGGACCUCCUGGACCUCCAGGCAGACCUGGACACAGCCAGUGGAUCAGUUCCAGAGACAGCGUUGUGGAUGUGGUGGAGUAUCUCAAAUCUGGUGGUGUGCUACGUGAUAUUGUGAACGAGUACAACAGCCGACUCUUCCAGGGACCUCCAGGUCCACCUGGACCUCCAGGUCCUCCAGGACAAAGCCCUUGGUCUGGAACAUAUGGAAAUGCCACAGAGUUGCUGGAGUACAUCAGAAGACACGGUCUGCUUCAUAAUCACAAUGAGCACAUCGUACAGGGACCACCUGGACCACCAGGUCCUCCAGGAUACAGCCAACUGUUUGGGUCCCAUGCUAAUGUCACUGACGUAGUGGAGUACAUUAGAAGUCAUGGAGCCAUUGCUGGGAAACCAGGAAGACCAGGAACUAAAGGAGACAUGGGAUUACCAGGAAUUAAAGGAGACAAAGGUGAUCCAGGCUUCAGUGGACCUCAGGGACCCAAAGGACAGAAGGGUGACAAAGGAGACCUCUCCAUGAUAAGCAAAAGGAGGAGGAGGAGGAGGAAUACAUCAAGAGUUGGCGGGCGGGCGACCCCUAAGGAUCUGCCGAAGUACUGCAUGCGGUAG